Molecule: messenger RNA, 793 nt
Organism: Impatiens glandulifera
Lineage: Eukaryota; Viridiplantae; Streptophyta; Magnoliopsida; Ericales; Balsaminaceae
Product: vesicle transport protein SFT2B
Exons: 7
Coding region: 161-682 (173 amino acids)
Biological process (GO): vesicle-mediated transport
Cellular component (GO): membrane
Source: RefSeq, a predicted model, not a curated record
UUUUAACACACUUAACUUGCAAGUAAGAAAAAAAAGAAAAUAGAAAUAGUGUUGUUGACGAGUAGAACGCCAUUAGCCGGCGUCAAAUUAUCCGGUGGCCGUGAGCAAGGCAUAUGUGGGGUGGGGUAACAACAGCUAGCUAGAUCCGUAACGACGAGUGAUGGAGAAGAUGAAUCAGGCUUAUGAGAAGGUGAAGAUUCUGGUUGGUAUGGAUGUCGAAGAUCAACCGCCUCAAGAUGAGACUUCUUUCGCAUUCAUGGAUGAUUUUAACGGCAAUUGCACGCUUUCUACCAAGCAGAGGCUUUAUGGGUUUGCAAUAUGCUUGGCUUCUGGUUUGACAUUUACCCUCCUAUCGAUGCUUGUUUUCUUCAAGCCAAUCAAAUUUGGAAUAACUUUCACAUUUGGCAAUUUAAUGUCACUUGGGAGCACAGCAUUUCUCAUAGGCCCUAAAAGACAAUUUUCUAUGAUGAUGGACCCGGUUCGCAUCUAUGCAACUGCAACGUACAUUGCAAGCAUGAUAGUAGCGCUCUUUUGUGCUCUCUAUGUUCACAACAAGCUGUUAACGCUUUUGGCCAUCAUCUUGGAGUUUGGAGCACUUAUUUGGUAUAGCUUAAGCUACAUUCCUUUUGCGAGAUCAAUGGUUUCCAAGGUCAUGUUGACUUGCUUUGACACGGAGUUUUGAGAGAAAGAUGUAACUGAAAUCUGAUAGAUCUUAAUUUGUUUUUUUAUAACAUUGGGAGAAGGCUAUAAAGAUUUCAGAUUAAAUGCAAGACAAAGAAUUUAUAUCAUCUGC